UGCCACCACCAACAGGACGAUGUUCAAAAAAGCAAGCAGACAACACCACCUGCAGACAGACAGACAGACAGACAGACAGACACGCUGUUGGAUUUAUUUCCCGCUUCUGACUUGAGCUGCGUUGAUUUGCUGAACUGAGGACAUUUAUUGAUUGUCUCAGGGACAGAGGGCGUCCAAAUGUGUCCCCCCUGAGGACGGGACUCUUGAAUUUCAAAAGCAACAACAAUGGGCUGCGUUUCCACAGGGAGCUGAAUGCUAGAGCACACACACGAGCACACACACACACACACAUAAACGCGGGAUGUUUCCUGAAGCCCUCGACAUUUCCACGUUGACUUGUUGAGUUGUGUUUCGUCGUGUCGGGAUCUUUUCGUGGGAGCCCGCGAUGCCUGCGAGGAACAGGUACAACCUGGUGGACGAUGUGGCGGACUCGAGGCUGCCGCUGCACAACGAGGAGGCUUAUCAGCAUGGGAUUAGUUUCCAAGCCAAGUACGUGGGAAGUCUUGACGUGCCGAGGCCCAACAGUCGGAUGGAGAUCGUGGCGGCCAUGAGGAGAAUCAGGUAUGAAUUCAAGGCCAAGAACAUCAAAAAGAAGAAGGUCAACAUCGUGGUGUCUGUGGAUGGGGUUAAAGUGAUACUGAGAAAGAAACAGAAGAGAAAAGAAUGGACAUGGGAUGAGAGCAAGAUGCUAAUCAUGCAAGAUCCCAUAUACAGGAUUUUCUAUGUGUCUCAUGACUCCCAGGACUUGAAGAUCUUUAGCUACAUUGCAAGAGAUGGCUCCAGUAACUCCUUCAGAUGUAAUGUCUUUAAAUCAAAGAAGAAGACACAGGCCAUGCGUAUUGUGCGGACAGUUGGUCAGGCUUUUGAGGUGUGUCACAAGCUCAGUCUGCAGUAUGUUGAGCAGGAGGCGGACGGACAGGCAGAUGGAGAGAGUGAUAAGUCCACAGAGGAGCCCAGCACUAACGGUCUUAAACUCACAGGACCAGAGCGAGGAGAGGAAGAGGAGGCUGCUAAACGUCAAGGAAGACGAGAAGAUUCUUCAGCUGGCACUUCACUGUGUGAAAUGGCAGUCAAUGACAUUCUUCAGGGUCUGGCUGAACUGAAUGUGGUCAAACCUGGACAGACUAUCACGGAGUUCGAUCGAAGGUCCGUCUUCACUGUGACAUCCAAAGACGUUACUCCCAGCAGCCCUUGCUCUACAUCUCUCACUCCACUGGCGUCACAACACUACCUUCAGCUCCUUCAGCAGCAGCUGCAGCAACAGCAGCAGCACACGCAGGUGGCUGUCGCACAGGUGCAGCUGUUGAAGGAUCAGAUGGCAGCAGAGACGGCUGCCCGUAUGGAGGCUCAGGCCCGCGUCCACCAGCUGCUGCUGCAGAACAGGGACUUGCUGCAGCACCUGGCCCUGCUGGUGCAGCAGCUGAAAGAGCUGGAGACUCGUUCCCCAAGAACUGCACAACCAGGGUCGCCACAGCGGGAGCUCCAAGCUAAUGGACACGAUGGUCAGAUGUCGUCCGUCUCAACGUUAGCAAAGUCUUUGUCUCUGAAUCUGAAGAAUCACUACAGCCAGACCCUGGACCAGCUCAUCACCUCCUCACCCUCGUGGCCGCUCCGGACCCAGGUGGACUGCAGUGAGUCCUACCUCAACCUGCUCAACCUGGAGAACAGCAACAAACCAGCAGCGUCGGUCAACAGCGACAUGGACCCGUUCCUUAGGGCCAACGGGGGGGUGGAGGACAAGGAGAAGUCCUGCGGUGGGAUUGUCCCGUUUGUAUCGCGAAACUCGGCCAACAUGGAUGAAAAGUGUAAACAGACCAUCCCCAAACUUGACCCUCCUCCUCCCUCCCUGAACCGGAAGCGGGCCAGUAGAACAAUGUCACCGGGCUCAGAUGUCAUAGCUGUGCCCACACCUGGAGAUUUCGCCGCUAAUGAUGUGGCCCCGAGCCGCCGCAGCAGCGGCCUCUCCUUCCCAGACAUCACCCCGAGUUCCCUGUCGUCCGCUGAUUUUCACUCCCUCAGCAACGGCGAGAGCAGCUCCUGUUCGACCAGCGAGGACUCGGGGGUCCGCUCCGAGACCAAGUCCCUGCUGUCGCCCCUGCGCGACGACGACGACCUCUUUGGAGACCGCGUGACUUUUCUGACGGCGUCCAGCGGCUGUGACAGUCCCACAGAAGAAGGAAAUGAGUCGGUUCUCUCUCCCACGGAGUCGUGUCCUGCUGAACCCAGCGUCUUCACCUCACACCUGGACACCCAUGAGCAGCCGCUGCCCUUCUCCUCUCCUGUGAAUGACACCUGUCUUCACAUCAGCUUUUCUGAGGAUGAGUUGCUGGAGAGCAGCCAGGAUGACCCCACUGUCCCACAGCGGAGUUAGGAGGACAGGCUGACGUUCCCCUGGAGACCUUACACUAUGUUCCUCAGUCUGCUUUCAAUGCAGUGCUUACUGUCGGACACUGGGCUCCAUUUCAGGACCUUGAAUUAUUCUGUCUUUUGUGGCACAUUACAAACAUAGCAUAAAUGAAAAAAAGAAUUGUAUAAAUUAAAUUAGCCAUUGGACAGAUUUAGUAUUUUUAUAAUGAAUUUAAUAAUAAUCUAAUUUCCUUUUUAGUGAUUAGAACGUUGAGCAGAAAACAUGUAGCAUUUAUCGCACUGUUAGUCGCACAUUUACUGUAAGCCAAUAAGGGAAUGCGUUUUGGUUUUUUUUGUUAGUCGUCUGCGUUUAAAAAAAGAAGAAAAAAGAUCAUUAUUUUGUGUAAUGCUUCGCUCUGGUGCAAAAAUGUUGUGGAAAUAACCUUUUGUGCAGAUUUCACUGUGAUGUACAGGAUGAUGCUCAUGCACAUGUUGGUGAUGUUGGGAAGAGCUUCCUCUUCUGAAAAAAAAAAGCACCUGAGUGGAUGAGUGGAAAGAAAAGAAAAUGGAAGUCGUUAAAUGGAAAAGAACCACAGAGAAGUAAGCACAUCCACUUGUGGCUGUGUUACCUGAGUGGAUGAUAGCAUGUUUUUAGGUAACUUGUAUUCUUGUGUUUGUCAGAUAUCAGAUAGAUAAACAGAAUAGCUGGAGGGGGAUUUGUCCUUUUGUGUUGCAUCGAUUCUGUAUGUGGCAUGUUUGCAGUGCAAAACAGAUGGGAUUAGGAGGUUUUUUUUCGGCGCAGAAUUAAAACAACUUCAGUUUUGACAAACAUACAAAAGAGGAAAGCAAACCCUCAGAGAGCUGAUGGGCUUGAAGGCUUUGAAUUGCACCUCUCUGAGUGCAGAGUCUUUAAUAAAGCAAACCCUCAGGCUCAGUGAGACGAUAAUUGGGGAGAUCACAUAGGGCCUUGGAGAGAGAUCGUUUGGCAGAUACAUUUUUCUUUUUCUAGCUUCAUUUUUUUGUGUGAAAUCCUGAAUGAAAAGAAAACGUGUUGCCUUGUAGAGCUCUCAGGACUGUUAUUUGUUCCAGUUUCGUGUUAUUUUUUAAAAGAAUUGGCAUAAAUGAAUACUGAGCUGCAAAAGCAAAUUGAUUAACCAAUUAGUCCAUCACUAGAAAAUUCCAUAUUUUGGAAUUAUUACUCAUUUUGAACUGUUGAUGUCACUUUACUCAAUGUUCACUCUUUUUGGGUGAUUUAUGGGCCGUGUGACUAGUUGGAUAAUCAAUAGAAUGGUAACGUGAUCGUUACAGGAACAAGAAACAAGUCCAAGACGAGACUCAAAGGAACGUAGUGAUGCAGCAUCAUGGAUGCCGUUCAACAUCACGACAAACUAAAUCAAUAUUAAUUCACAAACAAGUGAAAAAACAAACACAAGAAAAUGACCAGGCAUUAAUAACCAGAUGAAAUGCCAAUGAAAAUAAUUACUUUAAGUCCCAUAGCUGAACACAUACCUCUUCAUUCCCCCCCUUUUUUUUCUCAUGAGUGUUUUUACACAAUUUCUGUUGUAACUGUGACUGCGGCAGAUGUGAUUGUUAAUGAAGGCGAGAGUAAAAGCAGCUGUGUGAGGUGUGAAGAGCAGCAGAAGAAAGGUGCAGGUGUGGAAUUCCCACAGGCAAACAUUUUACACCCAGAAACGAGCUUUUUCUCAACAUCACACGACGUGGCGGGGGAGCUACUGUGUAACAGCAAUAACAUGCAGAGGGAGAAUAUAAUGAUAAAGUGAAGGACUUUUUCCCCCCGACCUUCACCGUUUUUCCUUGUGUUCCUUUGCUUUUCUGACUGUCUGUAUAAAAUGUAGAACAACACCGGCUCUCUUUGUGUGCUGCUGAAAUCAGUCGUGUGUGUUUCUUUGACACGGUUAAUUUCCCUUCACUACAUCACAGCAAACUGAAUUUUCCGAGCGCUCUGUAGGAAGAUCAGGCUUCCGACUGUAAAGUGUUCACAUACGGAGCUUAAAUAGGUGCAGCAUGAAGAAAUCAAAGCAGCUGGAUUCAAAGCCAAUAGCCAUAGGCCUAUUAAAAAAAAAAAAAAAGAUGUUCUUUUCGUGUGUUUGAAAAUGAAUAGUCUGUGAUCUCUGCUUUCAUCGUUGCAUUAAUGUUUGACAUUAGCAAUGUUGCUCAAUCACGUUCUCUUAAUUCUAGGAACGGUUCUGCUCCUGAGGUCCCCAUUAAAGGUGAGCCGCCUGCAAAGCUCGCCCCUGCAGUGUUUACUGUCACUGCGAUGCAGGAACAGGUGACUGACAGGCUUAAUGUCUUCGGAAAAAACCUCCAAUGAAGCGCAUUAAUGAGAAUGGAGGGCUGUCGAGCUGUAAGGUGCUCAGAGCUGUCAUUUCCGCUUCAGCACUUUAAUCGCAGGAGAGCAAACACCUAAAGGAAAUUGGGCGAAAUGUGUUGUGUGUUCUAUUUCUGGCGCAGGAGCCGGAUUCUCCUUGUGUGCUUUUGUACCUUCCCACAACUUGGAAUUCCCUCACUAGACAAUUAAUGAUGCGUCGUGUCUGUGAGUCUCACGAGAGCAGAAGCUACUCCCUCAUCUUUUCUUCGGCCUCAGUCCGAGGAAGCUCAAUACCAGUUCAAUACGACUGAUCUGUCGCUUUACGUAACCCCCUUAAAGCGGAUGGCUAUCGUCCUUUUAUUGUGCCCAUUAAUGCUGCUGGAAAGUCAUUAGUCUUUGUAUGGACAGGAGCGAGCCUGUCAGCGAUCCAAGCUUAGUGUGAGUGAAGUUAAUGAUCACAGAAAGGGAAUGAACUCUCAUCACAUGCCUGUCCACUUUAACGCAUGCUUUUGGAGAAGAUUCAAUUGAGCUUUCUUGUUCCUUUUACAACCUUAAGAGAUUUACAAUCUAAUUAUGUUAAUGCUAAUAAUGUGGUGGAAAAUGAGGCGUUUUUUGUGGCACAAGUGCCUCGGAAAUCUAAAUGUGGCUGCCCCUUUUAGUUGAUGUGGAAUAAUAACACUCAAUCUUUCAGCAUCAUGUUGUUUUCACACAUUUCUGUUGCUUGGUUUCAGCACAAGUGUUUGUACAACUCAAAUUUCUUUUCCCAGCAGCCAAAAAUGUUAGUUCUGGACACAGUAAAUACUGUCACUGUAUGAAGCACCAUUUGUUGACUUGUUGGCCAUCCCACAAUCAAGAAGACACAGCUGUCCAGCAGAGAUCUCAGGAGCCUGAGUCCUCCUUGGUCUUCUUUAAAGUCCACUGAUAAGACCAGAUACUAAACCCUAAACCGAGAUGGUUCGGUGCCGUAGAUGUUGUAGAGUCUUCACUUUGCUCCUGCCUUAUGAGAAGGACAGACAUUUCAGAUAUGUAAUCACUGGCGUGAGAUAGUUGGGAAGGCUUUGCUUUUCCACUUAUGACAAUAAACAAACUCUUAAAUCUUC
Molecule: messenger RNA, 5775 nt
Organism: Solea senegalensis (Senegalese sole)
Lineage: Eukaryota; Metazoa; Chordata; Actinopteri; Pleuronectiformes; Soleidae
Product: carboxyl-terminal PDZ ligand of neuronal nitric oxide synthase protein
Exons: 11
Coding region: 386-2371 (661 amino acids)
Molecular function (GO): nitric-oxide synthase binding
Source: RefSeq, a predicted model, not a curated record